Manis javanica (Malayan pangolin) is the source of this 5217-nucleotide messenger RNA. The record is from RefSeq and is a predicted model, not a curated record. NCBI's taxonomy places the organism in Eukaryota, Metazoa, Chordata, Mammalia, Pholidota, Manidae.
GGGCUGCGCUCCCGAACCUUCCCUGCCGAGGCCCGAGGUCCCCAAGUUUUUCGGGGCGAGGGUGCUGUCUCCCCCACGCCGGGUUCCCUCCUCGCUCUUUCCCGGCGCUGCGCUGCGCGGCUCUUGCUCCUCACGUAUUGUUUGGCUGGGUCUCUAAUGGCGGACGGGGAGGCAGCGCUGCCGGUCGCCGACUGCGGGGGGGUGGGGGGUAAGUCUUGGGCCCAGGGUAACUGCUUGAGGCACAUACGGGAGGUUUCAGCCCCGCGUUGACGUGAGCCGCUCCUGAUCUCCGAAUUGGUGGCCGGAGUGACGGGGAAGAUGCUAGGACCAGGAAUCGCCUUCAGUCCUGACUGGUGUGCAUCUUUGGCAGAAAGUGAGGAGGAAAACACCCCCAUUGUUCUUUGGCAUGGACACAGGUUCAGUGGGAGGAUUAGAAUUGACUGAUCAGACUCCGGUUUUAUUAGGGAGUACGGCCAUGGCAACUAGUCUCACUAAUGUAGGAAAUUCAUUUAGUGGUCCACCUAAUCCUUUAGUUUCUAGAUCUAAUAAAUUUCAAAACUCAUCAGUGGAAGAUGAUGAUGACGUUGUUUUUAUCGAACCUGUACAACCUCCCCCACCUUCUGCACCAGUGGUAACUGAUCAAAGAACCAUAACAUUUUCAUCAUCAAAAAAUGAAGAACUGCAAGGAAAUGAUUCCAAAAUUCUUCCUUCCUCAAAAGAGUUGGCUUCCCAGAAGGGAAGUGUAAGUGAGACAAUUGUCAUUGAUGAUGAAGAGGACAUGGAAACGAAUCAAGGUCAAGAGAAAAAUUCUUCCAAUUUUAUUGAACGGAGACCUCCUGAGACUAAAAACAGAAUCAAUGAUAUGGAUUUCUCAACUUCCAGUUUUUCAAGAAGUAAGGUAAAUGCAGGAAUGGGUAAUAGUGGCAUUACCACAGAACCAGACUCUGAAAUUCAGAUUGCUAAUGUUACAACCUUAGAAACAGGUGUAAGCUCUGUGAAUGAUGGCCAAUUAGAAAAUACUGACGGGCGAGAUAUGAACCUAAUGAUUACACAUGUAACAUCACUGCAGAAUACCAACUUGGGAGAUGUCUCUAACGGACUGCAGUCAAGUAAUUUUGGUGUUAAUAUACAAACAUACACCCCAUCUUUAACUUCACAGACCAAGACUGCAGUAGGACCUUUUAAUCCUGGUAGAAUGAAUGUGGCAGGAGACGUAUUUCAGAAUGGAGAAUCUGCAACUCAUCAUAAUCCUGAUUCUUGGAUCUCCCAGUCAGCUUCAUUUCCCCGUAAUCAAAAACAACCAGGGGUGGAUUCUUUAUCACCAGUGGCCUCACAUCCUAAACAGAUUUUCCAGCCUUCAGUCCAACAGCAACCCACUAAACCAGUUAAAGUCACUUGUGCAAACUGCAAAAAACCUUUACAAAAGGGACAGACAGCUUAUCAACGAAAAGGAUCUGCUCACCUCUUCUGUUCUACCACCUGCCUUUCUUCCUUCUCUCACAAGCCUGCUCCAAAGAAACUCUGUGUUAUGUGCAAAAAAGAUAUAACUACAAUGAAAGGAACCAUUGUUGCUCAAGUGGAUUCAAGUGAGUCCUUCCAGGAAUUCUGUAGUACAUCUUGUUUGUCUCUCUAUGAGGACAAGCAGAAUCCUACUAAAGGAGCUCUAAAUAAGUCAAGAUGUACAAUUUGUGGUAAAUUAACAGAGAUUCGCCAUGAAGUUAGUUUUAAAAAUAUGACUCAUAAGCUGUGCAGUGACCACUGCUUUAAUAGAUACAGAAUGGCCAAUGGUCUAAUAAUGAAUUGCUGUGAACAGUGUGGAGAGUACUUGCCCAGCAAAGGUGCUGGAAAUAAUGUUCUGGUGAUUGAUGGUCAGCAGAAAAGAUUUUGCUGUCAAAGUUGUGUCAGUGAAUACAAACAGGUAGGUAGUCAUCCAGGCUUCCUGAAGGAGGUUCGCGAUCAUACGCAGGACUCUUUCUUAAUGCAGCCUGAGAAAUACGGAAAACUGACCACUUGCACUGGUUGCCGAACACAAUGCAGGUUUUUUGAUAUGACUCAGUGUAUAGGUCCUAAUGGAUAUAUGGAGCCAUAUUGUUCAACUGUUUGCAUGAACAGUCACAAGACAAAAUAUGCAAAAUCACAAAGUUUGGGAAUUAUUUGCCAUUUUUGUAAGCGAAACUCUUUACCUCAGUAUCAAGCCACAAUGCCUGAUGGAAAACUGUAUAACUUUUGCAAUUCCAGUUGUGUGGCUAAAUUUCAGGCUCUAAGUAUGCAGUCUUCUCCAAAUGGCCAGUUUGUAGUUCCAAGUGAUAUUCAGUUAAAAUGCAACUAUUGUAAAAAUUCCUUUUGUUCAAAGCCAGAAAUCCUGGAAUGGGAGAACAAAGUGCAUCAGUUCUGCAGCAAAACUUGUUCAGACGACUAUAAGAAAUUGCAUUGCAUAGUUACAUACUGCGAAUACUGUCAAGAGGAGAAGACUCUUCAUGAAACAGUAAAUUUCUCUGGCGUUAAGAGACCUUUCUGUAGUGAAGGCUGCAAAUUGUUGUACAAACAGGAUUUUGCAAGACGUUUAGGACUGAGAUGUGUUACUUGCAACUAUUGCUCUCAGCUUUGUAAGAAGGGAGCAACUAAAGAACUUGAUGGUGUCGUGAGAGAUUUCUGUAGUGAAGACUGCUGUAAAAAAUUUCAGGAUUGGUACUACAAGGCUGCAAGGUGUGACUGUUGUAAAUCUCAAGGAACUCUUAAAGAGAGAGUGCAGUGGCGUGGGGAAAUGAAACAUUUCUGUGAUCAGCAUUGCUUAUUACGUUUCUACUGUCAGCAAAAUGAGCCCAACAUGACAACACAGAAAGGACCUGAAAACUUACAUUAUGAUCAAGCUUGUCAGACAUCCCGAGCCAAAAUGACAGGUUCAGCACCACCCCCCUCUCCAACUCCUAACAAAGAGAUGAAGAACAAAGCAGUUCUUUGCAAACCUUUAACAAUGACAAAAGCUACUUACUGUAAACCUCACAUGCAGACUAAAUCUUGUCAGACAGAUGAUAAUUGGAAGACAGAAUACGUUCCAGUGCCUAUCCCUGUGCCUGUGUAUAUUCCUGUACCUAUGCACAUGUACAGUCAGAAUAUUCCUGUUCCUACCACAGUUCCUGUUCCUGUGCCAGUUCCUGUUUUUCUGCCUGCCUCAUUGGACAGCAGUGAGAAGAUGCCUGCAGCAGUUGAAGAACUAAAAAGCAAAGUUUCUUCAGAUCCUCUUGAUGCAGAGUUGCUUACAAUGACAGAUAUGAUGACUGAAGAUGAGCGGAAAACAGAGGCGUCCAGCAUCAACAGUGUUAUUAUUGACGCAGACAUAAUUGGUUCAGAUCUCUUGAAGAACUCUGACCCAGAGACACAGUCCAACAUGCCUGAUGUACCAUAUGAACCAGAUUUGGAUAUUGAAAUAGAUUUUCCCAGAGCUGCUGAGGAGCUUGAUAUGGAAAAUGAAUUUUUAUUACCACCAGUUUUUGGAGAAGAAUAUGAGGAACAGCCAAGACCUCGAUCUAAAAAAAAGGGAGCCAAGAGAAAAGCUGUAUCAGGAUACCAGUCUCAUGAUGAUAGUUCUGACAAUUCAGAAUGCAGCUUUCCUUUCAAAUAUACAUAUGGUAUAAAUGCAUGGAAACACUGGGUCAAAACUAAGCAACUUGAUGAAGAUCUUCUGGUAUUAGAUGAGCUAAAAUCUCCUAAAUCAGUGAAGUUAAAAGAAGAUCUACUCUCUCACAGCACAGCUGAACUUAACUAUGGGUUAGCACAUUUUGUCAAUGAGAUCCGACGACCGAAUGGAGAGAAUUAUGCACCUGACAGCAUCUAUUAUCUUUGCCUUGGAAUACAGGAGUACUUGUGUGGUAGUAAUCGAAAAGACAACAUAUUUAUUGAUCCAGGAUACCAGACAUUUGAGCAAGAAUUGAAUAAAAUACUCCGAAGUUGGCAACCAAGCAUACUUCCAGAUGGAUCAAUAUUUUCUCGAGUUGAAGAAGAUUAUCUCUGGAGAAUAAAACAACUAGGAUCACACUCUCCAGUAGCUCUUCUGAAUACACUGUUCUACUUUAACACUAAGUAUUUUGGUCUGAAAACAGUGGAACAACAUUUAAGACUUUCCUUUGGCACUGUGUUUAGGCAUUGGAAAAAAAAUCCUUUAACAAUGGAAAACAAAGCAUGUCUUCGAUACCAAGUGUCUUCCUUAUGUGGAACAGAUAAUGAAGAUAAAAUUACUACUGGAAAAAGAAAACAUGAAGACGAUGAGCCAGUAUUUGAACAAAUUGAAAAUACAGCCAAUCCUUCUAGAUGUCCUGUGAAAAUGUUUGAAUGCUACUUGUCUAAAAGUCCACAGAAUCUUAAUCAGAGAAUGGAUGUUUUUUAUUUGCAACCAGAAUGCUCUAGUUCUACAGAUAGCCCUGUCUGGUACACAUCAACUUCACUGGACCGAAACACCUUGGAAAAUAUGCUUGUACGGGUUCUUUUAGUAAAAGAUAUUUAUGAUAAAGACAAUUAUGAACUGGAUGAAGACACAGACUAAAAAGGAAAGUUUCAGAAGCAAUCGGGGCAUAACAGCAUUAGAUAGUCAUGCUGCUAGAUCUUUAAUAUGAAAACAUUUCAAGUUUACUCCUUUUGUUCUGAGUUUUGUAGCAGUGUACCCACACUGGGUAUUACCCUGUAAAUAAUCUGUGAGUGAAAGUUGCCAUUAUUCUAUGUAGUGGUUUUAGGAUACUUAACAAAUACAUUCGAAUUCUUUUUUUUAUUAUUAUUUAUUUGAUUAGGUAUGUUUGUAACUUUUUACAUUACAAAAUAUGAAUGAGAAUGUGCCAUGUAUAAUUUUUUUCUUGUAGUAAGAAACAUCCAUAUUGCACAACUCUGCUGUUGCAAAGCUUCCUUGAUGGGGGGCUCUUUUACUGGGUUCUUGACCAUAUGGUUGUGUAUGGGUAGCACUACUAAACGUUUAGAACUUGCAGUGUCUUUCAUAAUUUUUAAAAUAAACUGUAAACUAAUAGGCUGGGUUUUUUGUUUUGUUUUUGGGGGGUUUUGUUUAGUUUUAUGUUUUAGUUACUGAAGCCUUACAAAGUCAUGUAGAGAGAUGCCAUCUUCUGUACCAAAAAUAGACAAGAGAAUGCUGUUAAUAUUGGUGUACUGUAAUGUGAAUCUAUACUGGUAAAAAACAACUCUUUGUUCCCCUUAUUAAAACCUUAGUGUCCUUUU